AUGAGUUCUGGCUCGGAGGCCGCGUCGCCCCGCCCCGCCAAAACCACCCCCGGGAAACAGCCCGAAACCUUGGGCUGGCUCCCCCCGCCACCCAAAUCGCGCCAGCCAAGUCCACGCGACUCUUCGGCCUCCAUGCUCUCCACCGAUUCGUACAACCCCUCGGAAAUCGGCGAGGCCAUCCAGCUCUCGGUGGUGGACGAGCAGCGGGGGGCUGCUGGGCCCGUCAAGCACACCUAUGUGCGCGGCCUGUCGCCGCAGUCGGCCGCCGCUUUGGACGCCUGCAUGGCCCCCGACCAGGCCGAAGAUUCCGACUCCUUGGCCUCCUCCGGCACCAUGCCGUUGGGCCGUCUCGACACCAUCCGGAGCUCCACCAACCCGCGCAAUCCACCGGCAAUCAGCGUCAGCACCGCCAUCCAAGAAGUGGUGCCGCCACGCCUGCGCCGGCGUCCGGUCAGCGAAAUCAUCGUAUCCCUGGGGCCCCUGGAAUCUGCACAACGCGGGCUCCGCCACCGGCGCUCGUUGGACAUCAGCGACAACUUGCUGCGGCUCAUGGAGUCCGCGUCAGAUCUCACGUAUGGCGCCGGGACCGACCUCACGGGCGCAGUUGCGCGAGCGCCGUCUUCUCUGACCAUGAGUAUCUCCAAGGAAAGCUUCCAGACGGCCGAGGAGCUUUCGCUCGGGGGCAGCCCGGAGCGGGCCGUGGAAGACCGCCAACUCCCGCGCCGGCCUGAUGCCCGAGCAAUGAGCCGGGCACGCCAAGUUUCGGCGUCGCAAGCCCAGGAGCGGGCCGGCGCCCGCGGCCGGGCCCUGUUUGGCGAGACCGGGUCGAUGUCCAGUGGCUCGGACCGGGUCUCCUCGGGCACGUGGCCAGCCGCCGCGGGCCUGGCAGAGGAUGUGGGGCUGUUUGAAAAUAGGCCAUAUUUGGGCAAGAGCAUGGAUAGCCGGCCCGUGCAGUUGGACGCGGAAACCCCCAGCCUGCCCGUCCCACGCCCUCCCAGCCUGGUCUCGUCCUGCUACCCCUCGGUGGACCGGCUGCAUUCGAGAAGCAGUGCGGUCCUUGGAAAGUCUUUAGGUAGUGGCAGCAGCAGGCACAGCUGGACACAGCUGGACGCUUCCACGGGGGAACACCUCCGAGUGGACCGCAUGCGGCGGCCUGUGAUGACCGGCCGCAACGACACGGCAGCCACGUUCUCGGACCUCACUGUGGACCUCAAACAAGUUGGCAGCGGGGUGGUGGCGUCUUGCCCUGAUAGCCGCAAGUCGCUGGUUUCUUUGCCGUCUCAAAAUUUGGCUCUGCCGCGAGAAGAGCGGCCUGCCUCCAGCACGGCGGCUGGCUCUGAGGAAAAAACGGGCAGUGGCUCUGGCCUGGCCUGUGAUCCUGGAGACACGAGCCCGGGCUUGGAAAAUCCAGACUUGGGUUUGGUCAAGCGGAGCACCGGUCUCGAAACCCCAGGUUCUGGUGCGGUAGAGCCAGAUUCUGCUAUGGGAAAGCCAGAAUCUGCUAUGGGAAAGCCAGACUCAGUUUCGGAAAAUCCGCCUACUUUUCCCGAAGAAGACGAUGGCUUCUACGACAUCGAGGAGCCCGUGGUCGUGCCCUUCCCCACAAGGGCCAAAUCCGUCAAAGACCACACCAAGCUCCCUCAGCGAAGAAACACCCGGCGCCGGUCACGGCGGCUUAGGAAUAAAGACCCCGCUCCUGGCCUGCAAGUCAAGCCGUUUUCCUAUGAUACGCUUGUGCAUUUGCUUGAAAGCAUGAACGGCACAGUGGUGGGCGAGGAGUUCCGGCAGUUGAACUUGCCCAUCCAGGAGCAGCAGCUCAUUGAAAAGGUCAUUGAUCUGUUGAGCAGAUUGACGCUGGACAUGGUCACGGACAAAAACCGCUUUGAUGUUGGAAUCGAGAGGCUUGAAAAGGCACACCGCCAAGAUUCACCCAGAGUGACACGAGCAGACAAGAAUACUGAGAUGGGCCACAAGACUACUGAGAUCGACCACAAGACUACUGAGAUCGACCACAAGACUACUGAGAUCGACCACAAGACUACUGAGAUGGACCACAAGACUACUGAGAUCGACCACAAGACUACUGAGAUGGACCACAAGAUGGGCGCUUACCAUCAUCACCAAGGAAGCCCGUCUGGACGAGAUAUUAGCGCUGACGCAAGGAUUGUUGUGGGGUCUGAACGGGAGGACCAAAGUGAACCAGACUGGUACUCCUUCUCGAAGCGCAGCGUGAAUGAGUAUGCUGUUGAUGGCGCCCCAUCCGUAGGAAUAUUCAACGCCGGUCAUUCGCAGAAAUCAGGACGUGUGCAGAACAACACUGAAACCAGAACGUCAAAGACAAACACUCAAAAGAACAACAUUGGCACAGUGCCCAAGAAUCAACAUUGGCACAAUGCAGACGCGGCCGUUGUGCCCGCGACUAUUUCGUCUCAAAAGCGCCGCGACUAUUUCGUCUCAAAAGCGCCGCGACACGCAUUGCCACGGCUCACUUUUCCUCGGAAAUCAUGCGCGCCGCCGCAGGACAUGCCGGCCGUCAACCGCGACACGGUUGCCUUUUUAACCGGAAGCACGCGCGUGCAUGCAGGACGCACCGCACGACGCAGUUUUGCUCUAUAUCUACAUCACAUCCCCGGAUUCAAACGUGAUGGCAUGCGGCCCUUUCACACGAACUGA
Metschnikowia bicuspidata var. bicuspidata NRRL YB-4993 is the source of this 2673-nucleotide messenger RNA. RefSeq lists its product as uncharacterized. The transcript is spliced from 3 exons. NCBI's taxonomy places the organism in Eukaryota, Fungi, Ascomycota, Pichiomycetes, Serinales, Metschnikowiaceae. The record is from RefSeq and is a predicted model, not a curated record. Bases 1 to 2673 code for a protein of 890 amino acids.